AUGGAGACGGGAGGAGAAGAAGUUGUUGAUAUAGAGAUUAAUAAUCAAGACCAAGCUGAUUGCUUUGAAUUUGAGGUUUGUGACAUUACAACAUUUUUUCAAUGUUUUGAUGAAAGUGAUGUUGACACGGACACCGACACUGAUGAGAUUCCAGAAAUUUUUCUAGACCUUGACGUCUGGGAAAAACUUGGAAGGAAGCUAGAAGACUUUACUUUAGCAGAAAUGAAACAAUUGUCCUUUAGAAGCCACCGCACGUACAUUCAAUUCUACAGGAUGUAUGCUAAGGUUAAAGGGUUUGGAAUCCGUCGCAAGCAUACAACAACAAGCAAAAUUGACGGGCAUCCAACUUCCCAAAAGCUUUGGUGUAAUAGGGAAGGGUUUCGAGAAGCAAAGCAUUUGAAUAGACCUGAUAGGAAGCGUAAGGAAAAGGCAGUAACACGCUGCGGUUGCAAUGCAUCAAUCAGUUUCAAAUGGGAUCACAGAUUUGAUUCAUGGUACAUGAAAGAUUUUAUACCUGACCACAAUGGGCAUGACCUGAUUCCUAUGAAUCAGAUGUAUUUCGAAAGGAGCCAUAGAGAAGUCACCGAAGGUGAUAAGUUUCGUAUUAAAGCUUUGAUGAACUCUAGAGUGAAACCGUCCAUCACAAUGAGGAAUUUGGCACAAAGUGCUAGGGGAAUACGUGAAGUUGGAUUUCUAAAAAAAGACUUGUACAACACCUGUGAGAAGUUCAAAAGAGAAGAAAUAAAGGACGGAGAUACAAAAACUGUGUUAGCUUAUUUACUUGGGAAAAUAGCCUCAGACCCAUCUUUUUUUCUUAGAUACACACGAGAUGACCAUGAUGGGAUAGACAAAAUGUUUUGGUGUGAUGGAAUAUGCCAAGCAGAUUACAAGGCUUUCGGGAAGGUAAUAGCGUUUGACACUACUUACAAAGUCAAUGCAUACCAGAAACCAUUCGUUGUUGUCGUUGGAGUAAAUCAUCAUAGGAAGACCGUACCCUUAGGUGUUGCGUUAAUUGCAAACGAAACAACAGACACAUAUAUAUGGGUGCUAGAACAAUUGAAAGAGGCCGGUGGCAAUGUUGCUCCAUAUACUAUUAUCACAGAUGGGGACAAGGCCAUGGCUGCAGCUAUUACGGAGGUUUUCCCACGUGCACAUCAUAGGUUAUGUCUGUGGCAUCUUAUGCGCAACAUCAAGGGCCACACAAACAAACGGUUUUGCAGUGGUUUUAUGAAAUGUGUAGACGGUGCUCGUAUACCAGCUGAGUUUGAAGAGGCUUGGGAAGACUUAAUGAAAGCAUACGAAGCAGUGAGAGAUAAAAAGUGGGCACAAGAUCUGUACAAGGACAAGGAAAAAUGGGCGGAGGCUUUUAUGGUGGGACAAUUUUAUGCAGGACACAUUGUUACCAAGACUAAGGAAGAAAAAGGACAUCGUGAUGGGGCUUCAACCACUUUUUGGUUAAACAACUGUGUGAACAAAGAUUGCAAUUACGUUGUCUGUUACAACAAGAAACUACAACAAAUGGUUUGUUGUUGUAUGAAGUACAACUCCAUUGGGUUACCAUGUCGACAUAUGUUUGCUGUAAUGAAGUUCACUGGAAUGGUUGAGAUACCAUCUGGCUGUAUUCUUUGUAGGUGGACAAUCAGAGCCAAGGUUCAUGUGAAGAACACAUUCAAGGAUCAUGAUUUUCAGAAGAGAAACGACCAUGCAUCAGCAAAUGGACGGUAUGCAUUCCUAACUGGUUUAAGUGCACAACUUUGUAGAAUGAUUUCUUCAUCGUAUGAUCGAUCAACUUGGGUGAGAGACAAGUUAGCAAAAAUGCUCUUGGAAAUAGAAAAUGAGAAAAUAAAUCCCAAGGAUAAGGACAUCAUAAAAGAUCAAAAGGUUAAGAAAGGAAAAAGCAGGGGUAAACCCAAAAAAAGUGAAGUCAAAACUACUGGGAAUGAAAAUAUCGACACUGGGGUUCCUGUUAUUGGUCGUGAUGUUUAUGAUAUCACUCGCGUGGUUCGUAAUGUUGCAGCAACAUCUGAAACAAACCCGUCACCUGUCAAAAGUGGUGGUUUUGUAGAGCUAUUGAAAAAAUUCCUGCCAAGGACAUACAAUACUGGUGAUGCAGCUAACGCGACCGAUAGUUAUGAAGUCAGUGCAUUUGAGAAGUUUCCCACCAUAUUUGAUUGGGACCCAAAUACGGAUUUUCAGAUGCCAUAG
Messenger RNA from Chenopodium quinoa (quinoa), 2205 nucleotides. Its product is annotated as protein FAR1-RELATED SEQUENCE 5-like. Lineage: Eukaryota; Viridiplantae; Streptophyta; Magnoliopsida; Caryophyllales; Amaranthaceae. Gene Ontology annotation, molecular function: zinc ion binding. The record is from RefSeq and is a predicted model, not a curated record. Bases 1 to 2205 code for a protein of 734 amino acids. The transcript is spliced from 4 exons.